AUGCCGGUCGGUGAGGCUACGAUCACUCUUGAGAACGUUGCCACACUGAGCGGUCUACCGAUCGACAGUGAGGGCGUCAUAGUAGACAUACCAGAUCGGGAGUGGUCGGAGACGUGUGUCAGACUGUUAGGACAUACUCCUAGCGAUCUAAGAGGGGGUGUCGUUAGGAUUAGUUGGCUUAGGGAACAUUUCAACAAUAUGCCGCCAAAUGCAUCAUCAGAGAUUACAGAGCAGUUUGCACGAGCGUAUGCCCUAUCUUUGAUGGGGUGUAUGUUGUUCCCUGAUCGGACUAGAGCUACAGUUCAUCUGCAGUAUCUACUCUUAUUGGAGAAUUGGCGGAUCGCUGGAGGCUACGCUUGGGGAGCAGCUGUUCUAGCCUACCUGUACAGUGAGAUGGGUAGGUCGGUUCUGCAUAUGACGCAGUCCUCUUCCAACGUCUCGACAUCCAAACCGCACCAUCCAAGGACAAUUGUCAUCCUUAUGCUUCAAGCAUCUAACCUUCCAGAUUGA
This is a messenger RNA of Linum tenue, 510 nucleotides long. NCBI's taxonomy places the organism in Eukaryota, Viridiplantae, Streptophyta, Magnoliopsida, Malpighiales, Linaceae. The record is from the annotation of a GenBank genome assembly.